AGGCCCGGCUGGUUUUUUGUGGUCGCGCUGUAGUAACGGUUGGGGUUCUUCCGCGCGUGGGGCGUCAAAGAGUCCUCCUCAUCCCGUGAAACCGCGCUGUAUCCCGGGAAGGGAAGCGGGUUUCGGGACUGGCUGCCCUGAGCCGUGUUUCCAACGUGUAAUUUUGGCUGCCAUGCCUGUGGCUGGAGGGGGAAGGGAACCGAGAGGGGCGGGAGCGCGGAGGGAUACGCGGAAGAGGUACCUAUAAUUACAGGUUGACUGUAAUUAUACAGGUUGACUGAAUGCUUCUUAAAAUAAACCACUAGCAAUGCACAGGCGAUCCAAGAAUAAAAAUGCUCGCCUGGAAGAUAAGGAAAAUCAGAGUGGAUUCUCUGAAGAGUGGGAUGAGGCCUCUUUCCCUGACCUGCUAAAAGACCAGAAGAUUUGCAAAGUGACUAAAUCAAAAGAGGUAGAGGCUUCCAAGAACAAGAAUUUAAAUGACGGGAAUCCCAUACAGGUGCAAAAAUGCAGCCUGAAUUGCAACAAAGGCUUCGAAGAGGAAUCGUACCACAAAGAGGAGGAUGCUGCCAUCUGUUUUGAUGCCCUUAAAGGGGGUGUGGUUGGUGAACCUCCCUUCCCCUUGAACAGCAAGGAGAACUUGUCAAGAAGUAGGCCUGUUCCUCCUGGGGAUGAAUGCUACUUGACACCCCCCAGGGACAGAGCAGAAGAGAAAUCGUAUGGUGGAAUAUCGGAGAAACGCAGGGAAAAACCUGUUGAUUUCGCAGCUCUAACAGUUACUGAAUUUGGCAUCACUCAAGAAAGCCUUACUAAAGGAUCUAUAGGGAAGUCUCCAACUUUAUUAAAAUUUAGACGAAGAUCAACAAUUGGAUUACGAGGGUCGCCAGAAAAUAAUGCCCUUAUUCAAUAUAUCGCCCAACAGAGAAGCAAGAUGCAAAAAGAGGCUUAUACACAGCAGGUUAGUCCUUUUAAACAGAAAACUGUCAGGUCGCUGAAGGACAAGAUAGAUGCCUUUCAAAUGUCUUUUACAUCGGUACAAGAAGCCGAAGGGGAGAUUGGCUCCUCUGGACCAUCACAAGUGGAGGAGGGUUCCCCGGAAACAGGCUACUCUCAGAACAAAGUACUUAUUACAAAAGAGCAGAACCUGGAGCUGAGGAGUGACAAGUUCAUAUCAGACAGCAGUGGGGCUGAUCUGAAAGAAAACUUUAACCAGACCAGCAAUUUCACUUCUGACUGCAUCACUAAAGAUGUUGGAAGCACUGUUGUCUCAGAUCUAAGAAAAAAGAGAGUUAGUUUUGUGGAAGAAGUGAGCUUGGAGAUAUUUGAUGAAAGCAAACCACCCAUCACACCAGUACAGACAAGGAAUAAUUCACUAAAUGAACAUACCCAGAGCGGCUCCCGCCUGCGAUCGGUGUUGAAGAAAACACCACUGAAGCAGUUGAUGGACAGCAUGAAGGAAUACUCAAAUGAUUCAAUUGAUGGGGGAGGAGGUGAAUGUCUUCCAGCCUCCAGUUGCGCAGGAGUCUUGGAAACACUGCAAACAGAGAAAACUGGAAGCUAUAGCUCUGAGAAGCCAAAGAAAAGAGUAACUUUUGGAGAAGUUCUAAGCCCAGAAAUAUUUGACCAAACGUUGCCUGCAAGUACUCCAUUGCACAAAGGCGCGACUCCGGUCCGUCAGCCCAGCUUGCAAAAUAAUAGCCCUUUUGCAAGGCCAAGUCUUGUCGACGAACCAUUAUCCCAGCCAAACUUUGAUUGUGAUGAUGAAUGCGCUGAGCCUCUUGAAGAGAUGGUGGAGGAUUCUCUUGCUGUAGAUGACUUCUUACCUGUUGCCAAUGCAGAAGCAGACACUGACAAGGCUGAUACCUUCCUUUCAGCAGAAGAACAAGGUGUUAGCUGCAACAUAAAUUCAGAGGGGACCGAUUGCAGCAUCUCAAAAGCCACAGAUACUAAGGAUGCUGAAGAGGCUAAAAAUCCGAGAAAGAACAGGUCUCAAAGACAAAAAAACAUAACCACGUCUGCUGCCAAAAAGACACAAAAAGCAAAACGUGCAACCUAUGGGAAAAGAAGAAAGAAAAAAGUGAAAAAAUCUUUAUAUGGGGAAAGAGAGAUGGCUUCAAAGAAACCUCUUCUCAGUCCUAUCCCUGAGAUUCCAGAGGUUUUCUCUUCUGCCUCAUCUCCAUGCUCACCCAAGGCAAAUGCAUUUUUUACAGGUAAUAUCAAAUCCGGGAAUGCUCACAAGGAUGUUCGACAGAAGUCAAUUGUUAAAAGAAAGAGAGGGAAAAGCGUCGAUGCGGUUCCUGUGUGUUCAGGCUCUAAGGACCUGGAUGCUCCGGAAGCCGGCAGCUCUGAUGAUGUAGCGUUUCAGGUGUCGGAUGAUGAUCUGAAGUCCCUCUCUGGUGUUGAUCAUAAGCUUUCAGACGUGCCAGAUGCAAAGUGUGUACUUGGUACACCUGAGUAUUUCCAACAAGGUAAAGAGGCAGCGUGUGCAAAAGAGGCAGAAGAAAAUGGUUUCUUGAUGGAAAAUGAGAAAUUACAAGGACAACUCCCACCUAAGGCAGAGCAGCUCAGCAGACUGGAAUUCCUGGAACAACAGGACACCAGCGUACCUGAGGGAGCCCAAGGAACUCGGUGUCCACAAGAAGAUUCUGUAAGAGGUAGUCUAACAAGAAAAAGAAGAAGUAGUAGUGCCAUCUAUUUUCCUCCUGUUGAAAAACUGGGAAUAAUUGGAAGCAAUCUUUCAGCUUCUCCUUUUAACAUUGAAGAAGUCUUAUCUGCUCCUCGCCUACAAAAUGACUCCUUGGAGCCUCGUAGAAGAAAGAGUGAUAACAGUGGUGACAGGAGAGUGAGGCGCAGCAUGAGACUACAUAAAGAUGCAGAAGCUGAAGGGCUUGCAUGGAUUCAGAUACCUAGUGAGAUUCAAAAGAACCCUCCCCUCCUCGCUUCUUCUGGCAAAAUGAGGAGAACAAUAAGCACAUCCAUCCUUAGAGAAUCUGAGAAUGUUCACCAUCUAGAACAAAAUCUGAUCCAGUUCUCAGCCCCAGGGAAAGAGAACAAUAACUCUUUUGACCUUGCUGAUCGUCCUUGCAAAAGGUGGAGGAGGAAAACCAUAUGCUUAUCCGCACCUCAAGAGACAAGAACUUCGUCUCAAACUUGGAGAAGGAGCAUGACCAAUUCUGUAUAUAAGAAGGACAGAAACAACAAAAAAAACUCUGAAGAAGUAGAAAUACCUCUUGAAAGUAACUCUAACGUUUAGUGAGGCUUCAGCUACCUCUGAUUUUCUGAAGUGAAGAUUUCAAAAAUAUUCUAAAAAUUCCCUUGAGAUUCUCUGCAAAUGAGAAAGAAGUGACUUCUGGCCUGCUGGAAAGAGUGGAAGGCGGGGAAGUUGGUACCAUCUUCUGAAAGGACUUUGCUUCACCUUCUGGCAUGAACAGGCAUAGAGUUUUUAUAAGUAAGACUGACUUGUGUGUUAGAAAGAGUUAAUGAAUUAUUCUCUGGUGUGAAGGUUUAUAAUUUAAAAAAAAAAAAAAAAGCUUUUAUAUCUUUGUGUAUAACAAUAAUUUUAAAAAAAUUAAACUGGCUAAGGGAGAGUGAAACUUUCAUCACACAGUAAAGCUGAGCUUCAUUUCUGGACGUUACUUCAGUGUAUAUCCAGUGCUUAUUGUUCAGUAGCUGACCUGUCGUCUUUAGGCUUUUCAUUUUUCUAGCCUGAACAAUGUAAUAAAACGCGAUGUCUGUAGGUGGUCUACCUAAGCAGAUGCUGUUGCUCUCAUUUUUCAUACUGUUCCGCUUCAGCCUUAGCGGAAAUACCUGUGCCAGCUUGAAGGAAAGAGCAUUUUGUUGGAAACUAUCUCUUCUGUGACCUUGUUUUUAACGUUAUUGAUGUAGAAUAAAAUACUUCAUGUACUUGGCUGCUUUUAUAAAGCUUAACAGCAAACAGAACCGUUUCACUUUUAUGCAUGUCUUACUUUACAGACAUCAUCAGUUUUUCCCAAGACAAGGACUCCUAAGGCAACUUGAACAAGCUGUUACAAGCUGUUCAGCUCUUACUGCUUUAGAAACAUUGCAGUUAUCCUUGAUGUUUUAUUUUGGGUUUUGCUUUUAUGUCACCAUGAAAAAUUUGGAUUUGGAAGCGGAAUGACGAUAGUUGCUUGGGUGGAAUCUCAUUGUGAUAGCGGCGUGUCUGCUUACCAGGAGAGGGCAGCCUGGCAUGAGAUUUGAUGGUUGUGACUGAAUCUGAAAAUAAUACCCUAACAUACAAAAUCUUUGCUGAGAUUCGAGCUAAGGUUAAAAUCUAAAGUUCCUUGAGAUUUAAACUAAUAAUAGCUGUUACUUCUAACCUUCAGGGGAGAAAAAAAAAAUCAAACCAGCAACUGAACUACAUGCUGGAAUUACGCUAGAAAAGCGAAACACCUAUGUGCUGUGUUCGGAUGUGACUAUGGAAAUCACAUUGCAUUUUAAACGUGGUAGAGCACUGCAGCUGAGGUGUUGGGGUUUGCAUAACGACUUUUAGAUAACAAAUCAAGCAGUAAGUGAAACCUUUGGAGACUGUGGGUGUUCAAUACCAAACAGCAGACUUGAAUAGUCAGGUCAAGUAAGGAGUUGUCCUGGAGGAAGAGGUAAUAUAGUGGUAUGUAUGAUACUUGAAGGCAUGAUAUAAAACGCUGCUUAGAACGUGCUGUUGGUGAACACGUUUAAUGUUUUAAACCAUUGUUGCUGUCCCAUGCAUCAGCUACAGCAGCAAAUUCAAAGAGAAUUCCCUCUCAAGGCUUCUUGAGUGGAUAGGUUAAGUGCACUUCAGGUAAAGUGAAGUGUAAGUAAAAUUGGAAGAGAAGAAAACAAAGCUUGAAUUUUCCUCCUGGCACAGUCUGGUUAAAAAGGAUUGUUAGGAGUUAUAUACAUGUGCUUAGUGGCAGUUUGCAUGGCUUCAGGAGGGUGAACCUGUGGAGGAAGAAAGAGGUCGUAAUUAACGGGGCUUAAUCUGGAGAGGAUUUGAGAGACUUCUUCGGCUACGCAGGAGCUUGUUUUAAGUCGAGGGUAAUAAUCUGUUCUGCAUAUCUGUGCUGAAUGGGACUGAAAAAAUGUUUAAAUUAGAGAAAAGUGUCUCUGUGAAACAUUAAGAAAAAGUUCCAGCAGUAGUGAUAGUUGAGCACGGGAAUGCUUUGCCUCAGGAAGUUGUGGAAUCGCCAUCACUGGAGGCUUUUAAGAACAGAUUAAACAAAUAUCUGUCAGGAAUGACAUAUGAGCCUUCCUAGGGGCAAGAAUAGGGCCUGGAUGGCCUCUUGAGGUCUCUUCUGGCUUUGUUUUUUGAUUGCUAGACAUGAAGGUUGCAAGA
This is a messenger RNA of Cuculus canorus (common cuckoo), 5329 nucleotides long. RefSeq names its product cell division cycle associated 2 (gene CDCA2). Gene Ontology annotation, biological process: regulation of chromosome segregation; regulation of mitotic nuclear division. The record is from RefSeq and is a predicted model, not a curated record. Gene Ontology annotation, cellular component: nucleus; chromosome. The coding region runs from base 308 to 3250 and encodes 980 amino acids. Lineage: Eukaryota; Metazoa; Chordata; Aves; Cuculiformes; Cuculidae. The transcript has 15 exons.